Molecule: messenger RNA, 1090 nt
Organism: Paramecium pentaurelia
Lineage: Eukaryota; Ciliophora; Oligohymenophorea; Peniculida; Parameciidae
Source: the annotation of a GenBank genome assembly
AUGAGCUUAAUAUUAAAGCAUCAUCUAAUAUUACCGAAUUUCAAACUUAAUGAAACUAUCCCUUUCAAAAAUUAAAAAUCUAACUCAAUUACAACUUUGAGAUCAUAAUAAAAAACCUAAAAAAAUCAAAAAUUGAGUCUUGAUAAACAUUAACCAACUGUAGAAAUGUAAGCAAAUAAAACUGAUAUUACUUUUCCUGUUAUAAAUAAGACAUCUCCAAAAGAAACAACUUAUAAAUAGAACUUAACAAUAAGAACAGCAUACACUGAUGAUAAAACAAUUAAAGAUUAUUUAGAUCAUUUGAAUACAUUAAGAUCUUAGAAAAAUACUUAAAAACAAAAUAAAUUUAAGAAGGUCAGAACUGAAACUGAAAUUGUAUAAUAUGGAGAUGUUAAGUUUAAAAAAGUAAAAGAAAGCUCUAACAAAAAAUCUCUUGCUUUAGUAUCAAAUAUAAGAAAUCCUUAAUCUCAAUCCUAUAUCAAAUUUAGUUAAUAAAUUUUUGCACUUGUCUAUAGUUUAGAUAAUCUUAAAGUAUGAUUUCAUAUUUUAUUAAAGAAAUACAUUAACAAUGAAAGAAAACUAUUUUAGGUAAUUAAGUAACUUAUUGGAUUAAAAAAAAGUCUUAAGAAAAUAAUACUUAAACCAAAUGGAGAAGAAUUAGUAGAAUUCUCUGAAAUUAGUAAAUUAUGUUGUGUAAGAGAGAUAUAAUAUAUAAAUGGAGAAUAGAAAAUUGUUGAUAAAUUUGAUUUAUCUCUUUAUGAUGAUCUUGUGUAUUUAACAGAUACAAUAGAGAAUCUUCUAUUAUCAAAUGAAAUUCAUUCGAUCAAUAGGAUUAGUGAUAAUGUAAUUAUUUUUAUUAUUUAAAUAGAUCUAAAAGGAAACUGAAUAAAUACUUAAAAUAUAACAUUCUAUGAAUAUGCCUAAUGAAGAACAAAAAUUAUCAGUUUAAACAAUGUCUAUGCAAAGAUUUAAAAUUCAUGAUGAAAUUGAUACUAUAGAAUAAAAAUUGGGACCAUUAUAAUUAAUAUCAAGAUAAGUCAGAUAAACAUCAAUGGUAUUGAGUAGAAUUAUAAGCAGUUUAAAUGAAUGA